AUGAAGCCCGCCAAUAUUGGCAUCGGCGCCUUGAAGCUGGGGAUUUUUAUCGUCAACCUCACCCAAGCAGCCACUGCUUUUCCUCACGAUAUCGACACCCUAGAUGAGGAUCCCCGGCAGCACCCACAACUGCCCUCAAGGAGCGAUGGCAUUCUUGCAGGCCGUGCCGAGGCUCAAGACUUCUUCCUUCGAAUCAUGCCUGUGGGAGCCUCCAUCGUGCGAGGCGACCCGGCUGAGCCCGGCGACACGGACAAGAAUGGGUUCCGGAAGGCUGUACGCGACAAACUGCGUUGGGAUGGAUGGAAAGUAAACAUGGUCGGAAGUCUCUCUGGAGGCACCAUGGCCGACAACAAUGUUGAAGCUAUUCCUGGUGAGCGGAUCGACCAAAUCCAUACCAGACUCCGCACAACUGCUCCCAUUUGGCAGCCAAACCUUUACCUUAUCAAUGCGGGCACGAAUGAUGCCUCUCAAGAUAUGGUUGCCGGCGCGGGAGAGCGCAUGAAGGCCAUGAUCGACACCAUCUUCUCCAUCACUCCUGAUGCUACUGUCAUCCUCUCCACGCUUCUCCACCACAGAGACUUUCAAUCCAGAGUUGUACAGAUCAACGACCAGUACCGCCGCCUCGUCAAGAGCUACCAAGGCGGUGACCUAGAAAAGCCAAUUGCUAAAGUCUUUCUUGCCGAGAUGCAAGAUGACUUUCUCAAGUUCCCACAAGAUUUCCACGAUCCUCUCCAUCCGAAUCGUGGAGGCUUCCGUAAGAUGGCUGCCGUCUGGGUCUGGGCCAUCGACCAAGUCAAUGGACUAAAUUGGCUAAACGCACCGAAAGCCGCAGGAUUCACAGACGAUGAAGGAAAGACCAUGUGCAAGAAAGAGCCUGGCAGCGAGUUGAACCACCCUCACGGGUCAGAGGUGAAGCUCCUAUUUGCUGGCGACUCCACCAUCCGGGACGAUGGAGUGUACAAGCAAAGCUCCCAAGAGCGUGGCGUGGUCUGGAAGAACAAGGUUUCGAACGAAACCGAGAUGUACUGGGCACAUUUGAUCGACUCUGGUCUCCUGAGGGAACAAGUUCUGGACGAGCUCGUUCUCAUCAACCACGACACUGACAAGAUCGAUAUACAUAUAAACCGAGGAGAUGGCAAGUUUGACGCUGGAGUCAGGACCAGUGUUGGCCACCAUUGUGUCAACAGAGGCAUCCACUUUGGCGAUGUGAACGGCGAUGGAUUGGAUGACUACAUUUGCAUUGCAUCAGAUGGCACCCCAUUUGUGGCAAUCAACAACUCUACCCGCCAACAAACUGUGCCGUCGUUUGGGGUGGUCUUCAAGUGGCGGGAUCCCAUUGUUGGCUAUGCACAAGAUCGCGUUCGUCUCGGCGAUAUCGACGGGGAUGGUAGGCUUGACUACUGCGUCAUCCGCGACGGCGGCAAUAUUCAUUGCUAUCGAAACGGGGGCCUCGGCAAUGAAGCUGCUUACUGGCAGGAUCUCGGUUCUGGAGGCCCUGUAUUCAGCGCGAAAGACAUGGGAGACAUCCGCGGAGUGCGCUUCGUUGACCUAAACGGCGAUGGCAGAGGCGAUUGGCUCUGGCUCACCACGCAGGGUCAAACGACAACGUGGAUAAACAAGCGUGGUGAGAAACAGGGCAUGAUUCCGUACUGGCAGGAUGCAGGAGUCACCCAUCCUGAUAUUGGCGAGGGUAUUGGCAACGCUCGCGAGAGAGCCAAAUUCGGGCGUGUUUUCAACAAGCGAGAUGGAUUUAGAGACUAUGGGGUGCUCAGGCGAACGAAUUGCGAUUCUACCGGGAUCUGUGACGGCACAGUCUCUAUUUGGGAAAAUGCCAACGGUGGAAAUGGUGGCCGAUGGCAAAAAGGCGACGGAGCUCGGUGGGGUGACGUGACGGGAACUGGUUUCGACGACUACAUCUGGAUAUCGGCCUUCGGCGAGGUCACUAUCUUCCCCAACAAGGCUCGGGCAAACAGUUUUGACUGGUAUAAGAGUGUCGCAUGGGGUAGCACUACACUGGUCAGGACAGGAGUAACGCGGCGUGCUCUGCACAUAGCUGACUGGAACGGUGAUGGAAAAGCCGACAUUAUCGCAGUCGACCGUGUCUCUGGAGAGCUGACAGUCUGGCUUAGCACGUCGGAGCCCGGAAAAGUCAGCUUCCAGGAGGCCAAAAAGUACCCAGACACCAAAGAAUUUUGCAAGCUUGGUUGGGGAGUCCUAUACUACGAUACUUCUCACCAUUUUGCGGAUAUUAAUGGCGACGGCAGAGCGGACUACAUUUGUAUUCAACACAACGGCCUCAUGCAUGCUAUGCUCAAUCUUGCUACCGGAACUACAGAUAUCGGGCAGAUCAAUUACACCAAGAACCUAGAGCGAGCCGACUUUCGCUUCGCCGAUGUCAACGGUGACGGGCUGUCGGAUAUCAUUCACUCUGACAGGUUCACUGGUAACACGAAUGUGUUUUACAACGAAGGAAAGGCAGCUCCAGGAGAAUCGAAUGCAGGGAGCGCAUGGAAAUGGGGAAGGCCUGCCAGCGCAUUUAAGGGAACAAGCCGGGGCCCUAACCUCCAAUUUCCAAGCCUUUCGGGGCAGAGACGCGCUGAUAUGGUUGAAAUUAAUCCAAACACAGCUCAUGGCUGGGUCUUCUUCAACACGUGCCCAGCUGGUGGGGACGAUCCAGAGGGUGUCUUGGACCCGAGCUUGCCGCCAUAUACGCCUGGAAAGACAUCCGAGGCAGUUUCCGGUUCUUUCUGA
Molecule: messenger RNA, 2751 nt
Organism: Verticillium nonalfalfae
Lineage: Eukaryota; Fungi; Ascomycota; Sordariomycetes; Glomerellales; Plectosphaerellaceae
Exons: 9
Coding region: 1-2751 (916 amino acids)
Molecular function (GO): phosphatidylcholine lysophospholipase A1 activity
Source: RefSeq, a predicted model, not a curated record